Molecule: messenger RNA, 1204 nt
Organism: Limulus polyphemus (Atlantic horseshoe crab)
Lineage: Eukaryota; Metazoa; Arthropoda; Merostomata; Xiphosura; Limulidae
Product: P protein-like
Exons: 9
Coding region: 191-1204 (337 amino acids)
Source: RefSeq, a predicted model, not a curated record
CCCGUCUUUUCCAGCCAGAAUAAUCAGUCUCUAAGUUUAUAAGCGUGUUUUCAGUUUCUGAUGGUAGAAAUCAAGGAAACCGUGUUCGAUCAUUAGGGAAAGGAAACCGUAAAGAAAGCCCAUGAAUAUUUUGAUAUUUUCAAAAUAAAAGUAAACGAAUAUUUGUUCCAGAUAAACCUCAGAAAUUAAAAUGGAGUCAAAGAAAAAAAGAAGUGUUAGUUUCGAUCAGAACGUGCGGAAAAUAUUGCCAUCAGCGCCGCCUGUGGGAAGUAUCGAAGAUAAGGAUCCGGAAGAUGUAGACCAUGUCACUGCUGAGCGUCGUAGUUACGAGGCGGGACGUGCAACAACGGAAACCGAUGUUUCAACCACCAUGCCGGUCGUUAGACCUAGUUUUUUACACUCUUUUACUAACAAGACCCAGCAGGAGACGACGUGUGACGAAAGAACGCCUCUUCUCAAUGGUAGCCCCCAACAACGUCGACGUCAUGCCUACGAUACCACAGAUGACUAUAAUACGGAACCCACCAGUCCACAAGAAGAAGAGUCAGAUGAUGAAGAAGAAAAGAAGCCGCGCUGGAUGACUAUCUUGAAUUACGUGAAGAUUGCAGUGUUAUCAGCAUUUAUCAUUUUCACUGUGGUGGCUCUUAGCUUUAUACCGGAACGAGAAGAAACGUGGGUCAAUGUUGCAGUCCAAGAAAGUGAUCCUUUUUAUUUAAGUUUGUCCCAAGAACUCGACCCUUUCUUUCCAGUUCUUCGUAUUCAAGCGAGGGGGCCGUUUCUACCAGACCAGUUCUCAAGUAUCUCCAACGUUGAUGUCUUUUUUACAAUCGUUCACUUAUCAGAAAACGAAACUAAAAUACCUCUACAACCUACGUGGAUUGCACCAAUUGCUCCAGUCGAACAUGGAUCAGAAGUCGGAUCCAAUCUUGUCGAGCAUACUUUUACAUUUGCUCAAGAGGAUUUGUCAGAUGAUCAUAAAUAUCAACUAAUGAUUAGUACUAGCGAGAAAAAUGACGUUUCGAUGUCAGUGAGUGUAUCCUCCUUCACCGAACUCUCUACAGACGGCAUAUUUAUGGCAGCAGCUGUACUUAUUGGUUUAUAUAUUCUUAUUAUUUUCGAAAUGGUACAUCGAACCCUAGCGGCUAUGAUAGGAGCAACAGUUGCCAUCGCUUGUCUUGCCUUAAUUCAAGAUGUAAGUUUAUAA